Exophiala xenobiotica is the source of this 2100-nucleotide messenger RNA. RefSeq lists its product as uncharacterized. The record is from RefSeq and is a predicted model, not a curated record. Gene Ontology annotation, molecular function: protein binding. The coding region runs from base 115 to 1917 and encodes 600 amino acids. Gene Ontology annotation, cellular component: intracellular anatomical structure. NCBI's taxonomy places the organism in Eukaryota, Fungi, Ascomycota, Eurotiomycetes, Chaetothyriales, Herpotrichiellaceae. The transcript has a single exon.
CGGCAUCUUCAUGCCUCGAGGAAGCUAUACGACUAUAAUCCUAUAUCAUAGCUGUCGUUUGUCGUCCACCGGGUCAGGGAGUUGCAUGAUCCGAUACCAGAACAGUCUUGAACGAUGAGCGCGCUUGAUCCAGAUGGGUACUACGACCUAGGCACGUACCAUCGGCCCGUGACCACCAACAGCAAAGAAGCCCAGAAAUGGUUCGACCGGGGCCUGAUCUGGAGCUACGCCUUCAACCACGAAGAGUCGGCAGCGUGCUUCCAAAGGGCCAUCUCCAUCGACCCGGACUGCGCAAUGGCAUAUUGGGGCCUGGCCUACGCCCUGGGGCCGAACUACAACAAACCCUGGGAAUUCUUUGACGGCGAAGAACUUGAGUCCACCGUCUCUCGGACUCACUCGGCCGUCGAGUCAGCCAAAUCCAAAGCGAAAGCCAAAGGCGCGUCUUCUGCCAGUGCCGUCGAACAGGCGCUCAUCGACGCCCUGGAAUUCAGAUACCCGCAAGGCCAACCGGCCAGCGACUGCUCGAUAUGGAACACGCCCUACGCCGCGGCCAUGACCUCCGUCUACGCCCGCUUCCCUGACGAUCUGGACGUCGCGACCCUCUGCGCCGACGCGCUGAUGAACCUCACGCCCUGGAAACUAUGGGACCUAUCCACGGGCCAACCCUCACCGGGUGCACGCACGCUCGAAAUCAAGCGCAUCCUCGAGCGCGCGUUAUCCCUGGCACCCCUGGGUCCUACCGGAGCCGCCCCCCCCGGCCCAAGCAACAGCCGUCGCGAUCGUGGUGGCGGCCUCUCCCAUCCCGGCGUGCUGCACCUGUACAUCCACCUGAUGGAAAUGUCGCCGACGCCCGAACUCGCCAUGCCCGUAGCCGACCACCUUCGGGGCCUCGUGCCGGACGCGGGCCACCUGCACCACAUGCCCACGCACCUGGACAUCCUGUGCGGCGACUACCGGCGGGCCAUCGCGUCGAACAUGGACGCCAUCGUGGCGGACGAAAAAUUCCUAUCGCGCGCGGGCGCCCUGAAAUUUUACACUCUGUACCGCUCGCAUGAUUACCAUUUCCGCCUGUACGCGGCCAUGUUCGCGGGCCAAAAGCACGUCGCGCUCGAAACGGCAGCGUGGAUCGAAGCUUCCAUCCCCGAAGAGUUACUGCGCGUCGACUCCCCGCCCAUGGCGGACUGGCUGGAAGCCUUCCUCGGCAUGCGCGUGCACGUGUACAUCCGCUUCGGGCUGUGGCGCGAGAUCCUAGAGGGCGAGGACCUCCCCCUCCCGCUUCCCGCCGACCAGGACCUUUAUUGUGUGACGACGGCGCUGAUCCAGUACGCCCGGGGCGUCGCGCUCGCGGCGACAGGACGGGUCCGCGAGGCCGAGACGCAGCGGGAUGUCUUUCGGACGAGCCUCUCUCGCGUCAAGCGCACGAGGACGCUGUUCAACAACGUGUGCACGGAUAUCCUGCGCGUGGCCGCCGCCAUGCUGGACGGCGAACUCGAGUACCGUCGCGGGAAUUUCGCGGAGGCCUUCGCACACCUCCGCCGCGCGAUCGAGCUGGACGAUGCACUGCCCUACGACGAACCCUGGGGCUGGAUGCAGCCGCCCCGCCACGCGUAUGGCGCGCUGCUGUUGGAGCAAGGCCACGUCGAGCAAGCCGCCGCCGUGUACAGUGCCGACCUGGGCUUCGACGACACUUUGCCCCGGGCGUUGCGACAUCCGAAUAACGUCUGGUCGCUGCACGGGUACUAUGAAUGCCUGACGAGGCUCGGUCGCACCGCCGAGGCGCGGAUUCUCAAGCCGCAGUUGGCGUUUCAGAUGGCCAUGGCGGAUGUCCCGAUCAAGUCUUCGUGCUUUUGCCGGACGAAUACGAACACGAAUACUGAUGCUGCAGACUUUACUAUCAAGGACGGGAUGAAUCUAUGACAGCGGAGUGGGAAUUAGCCAACAGUGGGUGCGAAUGGGAUUAAAUGGGUGCCAUCAUGAUGUGACAUGCUGAGCGAGGCUUGGGCACCGGACCCAGUGACAAAAAUAAAUCAGAGGAAAAUGCUUCCAUUUUGGCUGCUGCCAAUGCUAAUUAAUCAUAGAAAUAAGCUCGCAUUCCUCUCC